ACGGAACUCAUCCCGCUGUGCGCUUCGUUUCGUGGCGGCGAACGGCCGGUCGAGCGCCGCCGCCCUUGGCUGGGUCUUCACUCAGUCCUUCGCCGGCGACGAGCGUCCACCUGGUGUCUACUGAACUGAGCAGACAGUAGCAAGAGCCACUAUGCUGUUCUUCUCCUACUUCAAGGAGCUCGUGGGGAAGGAGGUGACGGUGGAACUCAAGAAUGACCUGGCGAUCCGCGGGACGCUCCACUCGGUAGACCAGUACCUCAACAUCAAGCUGGAAAACACCCGCGUUGUCGACCAGGACAAGUAUCCCCACAUGCUGUCAGUGCGGAACUGCUUCAUCCGGGGCUCGGUGGUGCGGUACGUGCUGCUCCCGCAGGACGGCGUGGACGUGGACAUCCUGCACGACGCCACCAGGAGGGAGGCGCGCGGAGGCUGAUCGGCAUCGGCAUCGGCCCCCCUCACCUGUGCUGCUUCUCCCCCGGGGAGGAGAUUGAUCUGCCUUGCCCUGAUCUCGUCUGGUUGUACGAAACAUAUGCUGAUCUGAGUGGCCCCAACUCCCCCAGCACACACUUGAUCCACCACCCACCCAGCUCCCUGCCUGGUACUUGCAUGUUCCUUGCUGUGUGUGUGUGUGUUCAGCACACACUUGAUCCA
Molecule: messenger RNA, 651 nt
Organism: Zea mays
Lineage: Eukaryota; Viridiplantae; Streptophyta; Magnoliopsida; Poales; Poaceae
Product: snRNP core Sm protein Sm-X5-like protein
Exons: 4
Coding region: 152-433 (93 amino acids)
Biological process (GO): mRNA splicing, via spliceosome
Cellular component (GO): P-body; Lsm1-7-Pat1 complex; U4/U6 x U5 tri-snRNP complex
Molecular function (GO): RNA binding
Source: RefSeq, marked provisional